Molecule: messenger RNA, 835 nt
Organism: Silurus meridionalis
Lineage: Eukaryota; Metazoa; Chordata; Actinopteri; Siluriformes; Siluridae
Gene: il17a/f3
Product: interleukin 17a/f3
Exons: 4
Coding region: 99-581 (160 amino acids)
Biological process (GO): inflammatory response
Cellular component (GO): extracellular region
Molecular function (GO): cytokine activity
Source: RefSeq, a predicted model, not a curated record
UGCUCGUACUGGAGGAAAAUGUAAACCUGCACGAUGCUGUCUGCAGCCUGACAGUGAGGACGGACUACGGUAUCGACAUCAUACCUGUCUUUCUCAAGAUGAACAUCUCAGUGUUUUUCCAGGUCAUACUGUUGCUGGCGUUGAGUGCACUCUUGCUUGGUGCGGCUCAGUCUCCUUCAGGACGCAAAGGAAAGAAGGAACGGAAAGAGAGACCAGCGAAUAAGGGCUCCCACAGAAAGAGUCGAAAAGUUUCUUUAAAUUUCGAUUCUGCAGUAGAAUUCCAACCAGAUAUCUACCAAAUGCAUCCAAGUCAAUCAAUAUCACCAUGGACAUAUGAGGUCUCUAAUGAUGAAUCCCGCAUGCCGAGGCACAUCUUCGAGGCGAAGUGUGAGCUGACAGGAUGCAUUAACAAAGACGGAGAUGAAGACAUCGGACUGGAAUCCAAACCCAUCUUCUACCAAAUCAUGGUGCUCAGAAAAAUAAAGAGCAGAAAUGAAAAAACCUAUUCCUUCCAACUGGAGAAAUACACCACCAGCGUUGGGUGCACAUGUGUUUUCCCUAACAUCUUAUCUCACAAGUAGUUCUGCAGUGCAUUAUUUGACAAAAGUUUAUAUACAGCUUUAUAGACUCAUAUAGACUGUUGCUAUAUUAUUGUAUUGUGAGAAGACACAGCUCGGUUGUUAAGCUGUUGGACUUUGGAGUUUAAAUCCCAGAACCCCCAGCAGCCACUGUGGGGCCCUUAAGCAAAGCCCUUAACCUUCAACUGCUUAGUUGUAUAACAAAAAUAAUUGAAAGUUGCUGUGGAUAAGGGCGUCUGCUAAAAUGUAUUGUUGUC